AUGAUACCUGUAAUUAAAACAGAUGGAUUUUGAAAGAUUAUGUUAUUUGUUUUCAGACAGUGACAGUUAUAUUAUGAUGCAAAAUACGCUUCAAAUCUACAAUUGCUUAAUAUUAUACUUACACACAUUAUGCAUGUUUGAAAGGGACAAUUUUGCAGAGUGACAAUAAAGGUUUUAAAUUGAAUAAUGCUACUUUUACUCAGUCUUUAACAUAGACACCAAGGCAUGACCGGAGGACAUUUCAUUUUGUCACAUUUUAUUACGGCGGUAAUGAAUAUCCAAUUACAAGUUACAAAAACAAAUUGUUUUUUCAUGGUAAAUGGAACUGUACCGUUCGAAAGGAAUCAGGAUGGAAUUAAAGGUUCUGCUGGUUCUUGCUGUUCUUUCCUUCGCUUAUGGCCAAAUUCUACCAGAAAAGAAAUUACCAUUAUUUGCGUCCAGAACGUACGGUAGUAGAUUCCCUGGAGAUGUGAAAGAAAUAUUAAAGAUACCACCUGUCCCAAUGCCUGGCUUCAAUCUUUUAUCUUGGCUCGGCCCAUGGUUUUAUCAAUAUCAUAAAGCUCCAUGCAGCUGGGCUGUGUCUGAAGAGUUCACAGACUAUACCCAGAUUACGGAACUAGAGGGAACGAAUGUAAUAAACCAUGACACCAUGAGAAAUCGUGGCGUAUGUAAUUCAGUUACAUCAAUCAUGUCUGUCACAGGCCCAGGAGAGUUCACAGGCAAAGAUCUUGUUGGCAAUAAUUGGAGUGGUACAUUAAUUGUAGUUGCGACGGACUAUAAAAGUUUUUCUAUUUCUUGGGGGUGCACAAAAAUGUCGGUAUUUGAUAACAGAUGCGAGGAUCCUUAUGCAUACGUUAAAACUAGGCAGCGCAAACCACCAGCAAGAGUUCUGAGACGCAUAGAAAUGAUUCUCCGUGACAUAUGGGGUAUCUCGGUCAGACAGCUGACGAGAAUACUGCAUGGAAGGCCUUGCUCUUCUGGAAGGAAAAAGAUUGGAUGAGUACACAUACAUUGGAAGAGUCAGAAGAACAAAUACAAGAACAGUCUCCGAAUAAAAGUGUCACAAAAUGCAAAAAUAAAA
Mercenaria mercenaria is the source of this 1081-nucleotide messenger RNA. RefSeq lists its product as uncharacterized. The coding region runs from base 320 to 1000 and encodes 226 amino acids. The transcript has 5 exons. NCBI's taxonomy places the organism in Eukaryota, Metazoa, Mollusca, Bivalvia, Venerida, Veneridae. The record is from RefSeq and is a predicted model, not a curated record.